Messenger RNA from Sclerotinia sclerotiorum 1980 UF-70, 2115 nucleotides. RefSeq lists its product as hypothetical. The coding region runs from base 1 to 2115 and encodes 704 amino acids. Gene Ontology annotation, molecular function: dynein heavy chain binding; dynein light chain binding. Gene Ontology annotation, cellular component: cytoplasmic dynein complex. Gene Ontology annotation, biological process: transport along microtubule. The transcript is spliced from 2 exons. NCBI's taxonomy places the organism in Eukaryota, Fungi, Ascomycota, Leotiomycetes, Helotiales, Sclerotiniaceae. The record is from RefSeq and is a predicted model, not a curated record.
AUGCAACAGCGACGAGAUGAAAUUCUGGCGAAGAAAGCCAAGCUCGCAGAGUUAAAGAGGCAGAGAGAACUCCGUGCAAGAGAAGUUUCGGCAAGCAGGCAGAGUAUAGGAAGUGGAAGUGAUCUUGCAUCCCCUACACCAGGACGAGCCGAUAAUCGAAGGGAACUUGACAGUCUAAUUUCCAGUCUAGUUGGAGAUAGUAGACCUGCAUCAACUGGUCCCGGCGGAGCAGGAUCACCGGCGAGAGGCAGUCGACCAAACAGUGUAUUAAGUGCCGGUGAACUAAGUAAUGCGCCGUCCGAAUCGAGCCCAUCGAAUGCCCAAGUCUCGCAGACUCAACACUUAUCCAUAUCGACCCCACAGUCCCUCUCUACGGUUCCAUUGUCUACAGUCUAUGAAUUCCCACCAUCUCCUGUUAAGGAGGUAUUUUCAUAUAGUAAAGGGGUACAAACAACAGAGGAAUGGGGAACACAAACCUCGAAGCCCCGAGCGUUUGAGGAUUCCGACGAUGAGCUUGACAGGCCAACUGGGGUACAGUCACCAAGCAAACGACUAAGCAGAAGGGAGAAGAAUCGAGAGGAAGAACUAAGAGAGAACAUUCGCCGAGAAAUCGAGGAAGAGCUUAAGGCAACCCGAGACCUUGUGGAUGGCCCUAUAAGACCAGAUUCCCAGCAUUUAUCAACAGCAAAUUUUCCCGCGAGAAUCUUGACAAAUGAGGAGCUCAAUGCUGUGACGUCGUCUGAAGAAUUUAUGGACUUUGUUGAAAGAUCAAGUAAGGUUAUUGAGAGAGCAUUAGAUCAGGAAUACGAUGUACUUGCAGAUUAUGGGUUGAGUGGCGCAAAUGGAGUUGGAGAUGACGAUGAAUAUGGUAAUACAGGUGGAAAGGGUAGGAGGAAGAUAAAGGAGGUUGCCCAAUUUUAUGAUGAACGAUGGUCAAAGAAGAGGAUGAUUAGCGCCAUCAAUUUCUCACCUAAAUUUCCAGAGCUCGUUCUUGCAGCUUAUACAAAGAAUCCUUCGGCACCACAUGAUCCAGACGGACUGGUUCAAGUCUGGAAUAUGCAUCUUCACGAUAGGCCGGAAUUUGUCUUUCAUGCACAAUCGGAUAUCCUUGCCGCAAAAUUCUCUCCUUUCCAUCCCAAUUUGAUCGUUGGAGGUGCUUACAGUGGUCAAGUUUUACUUUGGGACACAAGAGCAAAAUCGGCACCAGUUCAAAAGACGCCUUUAACUGGAUCAGGGCAUACCCAUCCAGUCUACUCUGUCGAUAUUGUAGGAACGCAAAACGCAAAUAAUAUUAUAUCAUGCUCAACGGACGGUGUUAUGUGCGGAUGGACAGUAGAUAUGCUUGCGCAACCACAAGAGCUACUUACAUUAACAACGCCACCUCCGGCAAAAACUGAAGAUAUGAGUCCAACUUGCAUGGCUUUCCCACAAACAGACCCGACAUACUUCCUCGUUGGUUCGGAAGAAGGAACCGUGUAUUCUUGUCAUCGAUAUGAUCGAGCAGGCGCAAAGGCAGGUGUUGACCAAAGAGUCAGUUACCGUGGUCAUGCAGCUCCAGUCAUGUCUUUAAGUUUUCAUCCAGCAAAGGGUCCUGUUGAUCUCGGCGACCUUCUUCUAACCAGUUCCUUGGAUUGGAGUGUCAAAUUGUGGAAAGUCCGAGCCCCAACCGCAACAGCAACUACUGCCAUCACAGGAGAAGGUCAGAUAGUGGCUCCAUUAUUUGACUUUACGCGAGAAGAUCUUGUCUACGAUGCAGCCUGGUCACCUAUCAAACCUGGUGUAUUCUCACUUGUAGAUGGAGCAGGGAACCUAGAAGUCUGGGACAUAACCGUCGACACCGAAGUUCCCGUGUCUAAAGUCCAACCUAGCGGUCGAAAAGGUGGUCGAAGCAUCAUGUCCAAGAGUUUGAAUCGUGUAGCAUGGGAACAAACCGAGGGAAAACGUAUCGCAACUGGUGGUAUUGAUGGCAUGCUCUCGGUAUUUGAAGUAGGUCCAGAUCUUGGGGGUAAAGAUAGUGCCCGGAGCGAGGAAUGGGCGAAUGUCAAGAAAUUGGUGGCGAGAAUGGAGUCGUCGGCUCAAAAUACUAAUGAUACUAAUGGUAUCAAUGGGUUGUAA